CGCGCGGUCUAUGCCCCGUGUUGCGCGAGGCGAAAUCGCGGAAGCCUCCGUGUGCGAUACACGGCAAAUGGCCGCCGUGGUGCAGUUUCCGUGCGAGGUGUUGCGCGUACGAGCGCGUAGGCGCGUGCCGCGUUAUACGUGCGACGUGUGGUGCGGUGGAUCAUCAGGAGCGCGGUGAUCGCGCGACAGCGAUCGUCCCGUCGUCGUCGAGAUAAUAUAUAAAACGGUCACCGGGACGUGAUGUGAGCGUCGGCGCGAGCGUGUGACCGUUUCUACGAAAAAUACGCCGAACGAUUCUCGCGCGCUAAUACUUAGUCAAGCCCCGUAGCCAGCCAGACCAGCCGUAGCGGCUGGCGAUGAACGUCGCCGUGGGAACGGCACGCGGGACAACGACGUCGGUGAUGAAAUCUGUGUCCGAGGGUGAGCUGGGCGUGGAGGAAGAGGUUAAACGUACGGAGCCGCGCGGCGCCACGCGGCUCAAGCGCACCUUUACACUGCCGAGAAACCCGUUUCAAAGUGCCAGCAGCAGGAUGUCUCGACGACGUCCGAAACAGCAUCAGCAGACCUCGCAUUCCCUCGACUCGAAGGAAUCCGGCAACAAUGUCACCGCGAGCGCCAAGGAGAACGCCAGGAACGCGGCGCGACACGCGACGACGGAGGGCAUUUUACAGCAGCAGCAACGACAGAACACGACGAGAUUGCACGGCGGUGGUAAUCAGCAGAUCGUCCAAGAUUGCCAGGAGCGACAAGCUCCCUGCGGCAAGAAGGUCUUUCGCCGGCCCUCCUGGAGGAAGUUCAUCAAUAAGAUGGUGCGCCACAUGUCGAACGUGGGCGUUCAGGGUCACAAGGCCGCCGCCGCGUCGAUUCAUCAUCAGCGCGGCGACGAUCUCGGAUCGAGCGCGGGUGACAUUAGGGUACCGCCGCCCCCGCGGCCCGCGCACAUCCCGCCCGAUCGGGUGCCGGGUGUCAUAGGCCUACGUAAUCACGGCAACACGUGCUUCAUGAACGCGGUGCUGCAGUGUCUCUCGCACACGGACAUCCUCGCCGAGUACUUCGUCCUCGAUCAGUACAAGAUCGAUCUCUCGCGUCGCAACAAGCUCAACUCGAAGAAGUACGGCACCAGGGGCGAGUCAAAUCAAGCGACCAAGAAGAAAUACAAGAUCAUAAAGAAUUCAUUUGGCAGACCCGAUGACAUCGUCGCCGCCGAGACACUAGCGAAUCACGUACGAUGUAACAACUCGUUCGUGCAUGCUGUGUUUCAAGCACAGUUUCGGUCCAGUUUGACCUGCCCGAGAUGUCAUCGGCAAUCGAACACCUUCGAUCCUUUUCUCUGCGUGUCAGUACCGGUGCCGCAGAAUCAUCGUCAAAUGAAUCUUUACGUGAAUGUCCUUUACACGUCUCAGCAGCCGCGGCAAGUCAAGAUCGGCGUGAGCGUGAAUCAAGCUGCCAAUGUGAGAGAGUUGAGGGAAAUUCUUGCUAGCGACACCGGCGUAGACGAGAAUCACAUGCUAUUGACCGAGAUCCAUGACGAAGGUUUUCACAGAACUUUCUCCGACUGUCAACCGCUAUCCGUGAUUAUGGAGAAUGACCCGCUUUACUGUAUUGAACUGCCGCAAUUAAAGGAGCCUACGGAACAGGCGUACAUCUUGUUGGUUUGGAUCAACGUUCUCGUAAAGGGUGAUCUGAAACAUCGUUUCGGCAGUCCGUAUACGAUGCAAGUUUCGCGCGAAACAUCGUACGAGGAUCUGCAGAAAUUACUACUCAAGGAGAUGCACAGUACAUUGGCGGAUGACGUUCUCACGACCAGUCAGAGCCCGGGACUUUUCAAUAUUCGCGUGGCGGAUCCGGCAGCGACGCCGAUUCAAGACGAGCAUCCUUGUAUCGAUCCCUGCGUGGAGCAUCCACUUUACACGGAGCAGAUCGAGCAAGCAUUGGCACUUUGCGCGGAUGAUUCGGGUCCGCAGCACGUGAAGCUGAUCCUCGAAUGGGACGAGGCCACCAAGCGCAAUAUUAUACAGGAUGACAGCGAUCAGAUCGAGGAGCACGCCAGUGUGAAACAGUUGAAGACUAAUUCCGAAUUGGGUGGCGCGGUCACUCUGGAGGAAUGUUUCGAUUUGUACACGCGGGCGGAGAUACUGGGCGCAGAGGACGCGUGGCAUUGUCCUUAUUGCAAUAAGAAACAAGAAGUUGUGAAAAAACUGGGCCUCUGGUCGUUGCCUGAUAUAUUAGUCAUACACUUGAAAAGAUUCCGUCAGCAGUCUAAGCAGCGGUCAACGUCCAAGUUGACUAUGUUGGUGGACUUUCCUUUGUACGGCUUCGAUAUGACACCGCAUCUGGCCCACAAUGGCGUUCAGGCGACACAUAACAGCGUCACUAGCCUGGGUGGCCUAGGCUGGUCGCCUUGGAAGAAACCACGACCGCGGCAACACAACAUCCCCAAGUAUGAUGAGAAUGUAUAUGAUCUCUAUGCGAUAUGCAAUCAUCACGGACAAGAUCUCCAGGGUGGACAUUACACGGCAUUUUGUCGGAAUCCAUACGACACGCAAUGGUACUGCUUCGACGAUACGCGCGUGGAAGCGGUGAACGACACGAAUCUGAUCACAAACGCGGCAUAUAUGUUGUUUUAUCAGCGAAGAGGCUUGUCCAAUAAUUCCACGGGAAAUUCAUCCGCGGCGUCCACGAGCUCGGCCGGCUCCGGUCUAGAUCACUGGGUAUCGAAAAUGCCGCCGUUUUACUUCAAUAAUAAGAGCACCAGUGAUGUCACGAACAAUAAGCAAAGUAAAUCACAAGAGAUAUUGUGCCAGGAGAAAAUUGUCGAGGAGAAAAACAUGACUAAUUUCACUAGAGGUUGUGGCAAUUACGCGACUUUGCAGCCAAAGAAGAGGAACGCGGCGACGGAAACCGAUAUCGGACAGGUGGAUCACUACUCGGACGAUGAAGCACCUUGCAGAAGAGAAUGGGCCUCCCCGAAACCUGUACGAAAGACUUCAUCCAUUACACUCACGCCACAUAUACCAUCAGCAAUAAUACAAAAUGCUAGUAGUGAUCCGAAUACAACCGUGAUACACGAAUCCACAUUGUAACACACGAUAUAAGCCAGACUGAAAUGUCUGGCUCGAGCGAUGCUCAAUGUACAGUGCCUGGUGUGUCGUGAUGUUUGAACAACAUCGAGUGGGGUGAGAUAAAAAACAAAAAGACUAUUCUGGUAGAAUAUAAAUUCAUUAUUUUUCGAUUACCAAACGAGGGGCGGUAUAUUUAAAGACAUCAAAAAAUCGUUCCUUUAUCUCGAAUUUAUAUAGAUUUUUUUUUCGUACAGAGACGCUGAUAUAGAUAACAUGGAUUUUCAGCGGCAUGCUUCUCUCUGCGCCUGUCCUUUUGAGAAAAGUGUAAGAAAUUUACACGCAGGCGUUAUUUUGAGGAUAAUAGAAAAUACGAGGCAUUAGUAAUUUUUGUAAUUGUAAUACCAUGUUUAUAUACAGCUCGCGUGGAUUGUAUUAUACGAUAGCUGCUAAAAGAUAGCUUUUUAAAAGAAGAUGAAUCUUAUACUCAAUAUAUAUGAAGAAUUGCGUAUUCUUAAGAGAGACAGAGAGGGAGAGAAGAAACCUCUAGUGUUUAUAUUAUAUAAUUAGAACUUUAAUACAAUAGGCAACUAAAUUCUACAUUGUGUCCAGAGGAAGGAAAGAUAUUUCCGGAGCGGUUCUGUGCAAUUGUGUAAUGCGUUUAAUAUAUUAUGUCAACGUAAACGUCGUAAGUAUUGUGUGUCAUCUUACAAUGAAAGUAUAUGACAAUAACAAAAAAUUUAUACAUUACCAAUUCUGCGUUAAUAGACAGUUUCUUUACAAUAUCGUUCGUUUCUGGACAUACUAUGUAACCAUUGACCAUUGCUUUGAAUCUAUGUUUAAUUGUAAUAUUUAUAUUAUACCUGUAUCAUCUCUCCACUAGUGGCCUUAUCUAAAUAAUUAAUACUGACACACA
Messenger RNA from Formica exsecta, 3975 nucleotides. RefSeq names its product ubiquitin carboxyl-terminal hydrolase 31-like. Lineage: Eukaryota; Metazoa; Arthropoda; Insecta; Hymenoptera; Formicidae. Gene Ontology annotation, biological process: protein deubiquitination. The record is from RefSeq and is a predicted model, not a curated record. Gene Ontology annotation, molecular function: cysteine-type deubiquitinase activity.